This is a messenger RNA of Dreissena polymorpha, 474 nucleotides long. RefSeq lists its product as uncharacterized. Bases 1 to 474 code for a protein of 157 amino acids. The record is from RefSeq and is a predicted model, not a curated record. Lineage: Eukaryota; Metazoa; Mollusca; Bivalvia; Myida; Dreissenidae. The transcript is spliced from 2 exons.
AUGGCGUUGAUAUCGUUGAUGUUCAUUGUACUUUGUUUGUCUGAUGUGUCUGAAACAACGGAGUCCGCGUGUUCCUCUUUCAACUACGAGGAGAAAUUGUUGGAAAAGAUGGUUAGAAAUGAAUUAAAAAUGGAGCAGGCACUGAAACGUAUAGAUGAUGUUGAAGGACUAAUGCUCAGACAGAACCGAACAAUUCAAGGCGCAAUUGCUUCUUUAAAAGAAAUCGAAGCAAGGCUUGAUUCCAAACUGUCGAUGUCCUCAACAGGAGCAACAUAUAUCCGAUGGGGUCGUGCAUCGUGUCCUCAUUCGAACAACAGUCUCGUGUACCAUGGAUUUGCAGCGGGAACUGCACAUUCAUUCAGCGGAGGAGCCGCUGACUAUCAAUGUAUACCUGCCGAGCCUGAACUGGAAACUGUCGUCACAAGAGCUGACUAUAUAAGCAACAUUUACGCGUCAGAGUACCAGACACACUGA